Molecule: messenger RNA, 2276 nt
Organism: Orussus abietinus
Lineage: Eukaryota; Metazoa; Arthropoda; Insecta; Hymenoptera; Orussidae
Gene: BBS4
Product: Bardet-Biedl syndrome 4 protein
Exons: 9
Coding region: 426-1667 (413 amino acids)
Biological process (GO): protein localization to cilium; cilium assembly
Cellular component (GO): ciliary basal body
Molecular function (GO): protein binding
Source: RefSeq, a predicted model, not a curated record
AGGUGUUAUUAGAUGGAAUGCUCGAUCCGAUGGCAACCAGCAACGGUCGCGUUCGGCAAACGUCGGUCGUGCUUCGUCCAACCGACGUUCGACCAAGAAAAGGUAAUUUCCUUCUAAUAACCUUGAAAAGUUUGGUAGUUAUUCUUUUCCCUUGGCGCUAGAAAAGCUGCCGCCAUAUUGCGUUGUGCAAUCUGUGGAUUUCUAAAUAUUUAUUUACGGAAUGGCGUUAUAACCUAACAUAUACUGAAAAUCGCACAUCUGCAGCACCUUCUAGGUUGGAAACGUAAUUUAUUGUUUUUUUUUUUAUGAUUCCCUACGGAAAAUUACGUGGUUUAUGUGAUAUACGCAAAAAAUCGAGAUAAAAUGAGUACUCAAUCCUUUCUACUAGAGACAGUUUUUCGAUUUUCGCCAUUAAUUCGGUUUUUAUGGGAACCCCCGGGUGCGCAGACAUUCCGCCGUUGGAAGGCCGCAAUUGGCUCGUGCACCGGCACUGGACUAGAUGCGAAUACGACGCGUGUCAAACUCUCAUCGAAGAGGAGCUAAUUGUUUCCAAAGGACGCAACGAACACGCUCAUUACAUGAAGGGCCUUGUGCUUCGCAGGACGGGAAGAUUACGGGAAUCACUCGAGUGUUUCCAGAAUUGCUACGACCUUAACGCCGCCAGUAUAAACAACGUUAAGCAGAUAGCUAAAACAUUGUACUUGCUGGGAAGUUACAAGAGCGCCAUGGAGGUGUUCCUGGAGGCGAGGAAGCUGGACUCAUCCGAUUGGGAAAUCGAGCGCGGUCUUGGGGAGUGUUGCAUGAAGCUGAGCCUGCCAAAAGAGGCGGAUGGUUACCUGAGGAAGGCCGCAGCCUCCACCAGGAACGAAAGACCCGUUCUCGCCCUGGCGAGGCUCCGCGUCGCGUGCGGAGAAUUUCCGGAGGCUGCGAGUCUCCUUGCGGCCGUCUUACGGAUCGCCCCAGAAUGCCACGAAGUCGACCUAGAAUUGGGCCAGCUGUACCUGCGAGUGAACGACACAAGGCAGGCGCAAGAACAGUUGACGAAAAUUCCGCCCCGUGGCGCUGAUCCGCGACUUCCCGCGGGAUUCCUGGCGCAGGAACGCCGAGAGUACAAUGCUGCAUUGUCCGAGUACAAGGCGGCGACGCUUCGCACACCAGACUCUUUCUGUCUAUGGAACAACAUCGGCACGUGCUUCUUUGAGAAGGAGAAGUUCAUUGCGGCAAUCGGCUGUUUAAAGCGAGCGCAUUACCUAGACCCCACGGCGGUGCUGCCAACAUUUAAUCUGGGCAUGGUUCACCUGUCUAUCCAGCUUCCCAUGUCUGCGGCCGUUUACCUGUGCGCCGCCGCCACCAUAGCUCCAAAAUACCCUAGGUGUUUUCUACUCCUCGCAAUUGCCCUGGGUCAGUUAGGUGACGAAGAUGGGGCACUCAAAUCGUUAACUGAAGCCCAUUUGUUGGAUCCGCGAGACCACUUUGUUAUCAUCAACAUGGCCGCCCUCCUUUUUCGUAAAAACGAGGUGGAACGCGCUGAAACUCUUCUGGCCUCUCUCGAGCCUGAUCGAGCUGCUCGGCUCUUGCCCACCAAGGUUGAGAAGGUCGCCGCGGGACUCAGAGCAAGAUUUAAAACUUCAGGAGUAAACCCCGAUCUCGUUGAGCAAGAAAAGUAAAGAAGAUUAAAAGUUGUCAUCUACGCUAUGUAUUCUCCGUGUAAAUAUAUUAAGACCCGAUUCCAUAACUCGAGUUAACCGAAGUUGUGAAACCGGGCUUAAGUGUCGAUCGAAACGCCCAGACAGUCGAUUCUGUAACUUGAAUCUAAUGAAAAUGCUGAAAGCGAGCACCUGCGAUUCUAUACCUUUCACUAUGAUGAAAAUGUGGGAUACUUCGCGUGAGACUAGUCGACGGGAUUUCAGACCGACUACUUUCAGUCUAGAGAUCUCACAUUUUCACUCAGUAGAUAUAGAAUCAGGUAAAUAAAUUCUCGCGAAUUAAGAGUGCGAGAAUGAGCACUCUCACCAAAAAUACAUAAUCGACUCUGCGUAUUAUUAAUGCGAUUUACUGGAUCCAGACUCGGUAAAUCUCGGAUUUAGGAGUGCGUUGGAGACGUGGUCAUUGUCCUGCCGGUUAAUUCGCAAACAAGAAUACUUUAUGAUUUUGAGAGUUAACACCGUAAGUUAUUUUCAGUCAAACUGCAGAAAAAAUUUGUCUUAUCUAAUAUUAACAUGCUAUUAUGUAUGUACUACAAAAUAUAAAAUAAAUAAAACCCAAUGAAGAAUUAA